Messenger RNA from Wallemia mellicola CBS 633.66, 1050 nucleotides. RefSeq names its product Di-copper centre-containing protein. The coding region runs from base 1 to 1050 and encodes 349 amino acids. Gene Ontology annotation, molecular function: oxidoreductase activity. The transcript has 3 exons. Lineage: Eukaryota; Fungi; Basidiomycota; Wallemiomycetes; Wallemiales; Wallemiaceae. The record is from RefSeq and is a predicted model, not a curated record.
AUGGUUCAAGUCGGAUUCCUUUCGAUCGCCGCUUUGGUAGCAUCUGCAGCUGCUGUCCCAGCGAAGCGUUCAUGCGAUAAGAUACAUGUCCGUCGUGAUUGGAACAGCCUUAAUGGAGACGAGAAAGCAAACUUCCUCGGGGCUAUUAAGUGUAUGAUGCAAAAACCAACGAUCUCGAUCAACGGUGUCGAUCAGGUUUCAAGAUUUGAAGACUACACUUACAUCCACCAAUAUCCUGGAUAUGCUAUUCACUGGGUCGCAAGAUUCUUGCCAUGGCACCGUUGGUUUGUCUAUGCAUACCACCAAGAAUUGCAAGAAUGUGGAUACGAAGGUGCUAUGCCCUACUGGGCUUGGGAACAAGAUUACCAAGACUUGAGUGCUUCUAAUAUCUGGAAUGCUGAUCCUGAGAUCGGUUUUGGUACUUAUGGAAAUUUUGAUUACAACAACGUCUAUAACGCAACUGUUGUCACUGAUGGCGCAUUCGCCAAUCAUGAUAUUAACUUUCCAUUCCCUCACAAACUCUCAAGGAACUUGCCAUCAAGUGCAAACCUUCCAUGGGAUGGACCUGGUCCAUACGCCCAGCGCGGUUACAACCCAGAAGCUAUGAAGAACUUGACUAAUAUCGCAACCUACAAAGAAUUCUCAGUCUUGCUUGAAUCACCAGAUCCAUUACACAACCCAAGUGGUAUUCCAGGUUCACAUGGAGCUAUCCACUUGUCGUUGAGUGCAGACAUGGCAUCAAAUCAUGGAAACAACUCGUCACCAAAUGAUCCAUUAUUCUAUAUGCACCACUCAAACAUAGACAGGAUUUGGAGUAGUUGGCAAGCACUCGACGAGAAGCACCUUUAUGACUAUGAAGGCAAUACGGACUUCUACUGGUCAACCGGUAUGAGAAGCGGUCUUCCUGCCUCUCUCGAUGAUCCACUCUUAUACGGUGAAGCUAAUGCAUUGGGAUCAGAAAACUUGAAGGUCAAGGACGUAAUGGAUACUACUGAAUGGCCGCUUUGUUAUACAUAUGAAGAUCUCGAGCCAUGGGUCUUUAGAGGAUAA